Molecule: messenger RNA, 599 nt
Organism: Hippocampus comes (tiger tail seahorse)
Lineage: Eukaryota; Metazoa; Chordata; Actinopteri; Syngnathiformes; Syngnathidae
Gene: rida
Product: reactive intermediate imine deaminase A
Exons: 6
Coding region: 135-542 (135 amino acids)
Cellular component (GO): cytosol; mitochondrion
Molecular function (GO): deaminase activity
Source: RefSeq, a predicted model, not a curated record
UCACGCCCUUACACAGGUGUCCAAAUAUACACUCGCUUCCUCCAGGUUCGCCUGUCAGACUAACUUUGGGGCGAAGGUCUUUGUCGUUCGGGGCACACACAACCACGCACUCGCAGUUCCUGAAUAAUAGAAAGAUGUCCACUCUCAUCAGAAAGAUUAUUAACACCGCGAAAGCACCGGCUGCCAUUGGCCCCUACAGCCAAGCAGUGCUGGUGGACAGGACCUUGUACAUCUCUGGUCAGCUGGGCAUGGACGUGGCCUCUGGUCAGCUGGUCCAGGGAGGAGUGCAGGCUCAGGCCAAACAGGCUCUGGUCAACAUGGGGGAGAUCCUUAAAGCUUCAGGCUGCAACUACACUAACGUGGUGAAGACGACCGUCCUGCUGGCGGACAUUAAUGACUUUAACUGCGUCAAUGAAGUGUACAAGACAUUUUUCUGCAGCAACUUCCCUGCCAGAGCUGCCUACCAAGUGGCGGCGCUCCCCCGUGGUGGUCUGGUGGAGAUCGAGGCGGUGGCGGUUGUCGGUCCUCUCGCCGACUCUUGACUAGGCGGCCAUCUUGCCAACAAGUUAUAGCACGACAGGUUUUUUUUUUUUUCCAGA